Molecule: messenger RNA, 1719 nt
Organism: Saimiri boliviensis boliviensis (Bolivian squirrel monkey)
Lineage: Eukaryota; Metazoa; Chordata; Mammalia; Primates; Cebidae
Source: RefSeq, a predicted model, not a curated record
AUGACGAAGAUUAAGAAGCCACCAGUGGCCCCCAAGCCCAGGUUUGUUGUGGCAAAUAAUAAGCCAGCUCCACCUCCUAUUGCACCUAAACCUGACAUUGUGAUUUCUAGUAUUCCACAGUCAACAAAGAAAAUGAAACCAGCAAUAGCCCCGAAACCAAAAGUCCUGAAGAGCUCCCCUGUUCGAGACGUUGGACAGUCACCAUCAAGGAAAAUCAUGGUGAACCUGGAAGGGCAUAAACAGGAAUUAGCUGAAAGCACUGACACUUCUAAUUGUAAAUAUGAAAGCGAUCAGAGCAGCGAUUGUAUUUCACCAAUGUGUUCCUGCAGUUCUAAAUGUAUCCAUAAGCUUGGCCAUAGAGAGAAUUUGUGUGUAAAGCAGCUUGUUUUAGAGCCCCUGGAAAUGAAUGAAAAUUUAGAAAACAGUAAAAUUGAUGAGUGUUUGACUAUAAAAACUAGUAGUAAAUGUGAUUCCUGUGGGGAAAAGGCCAAGAACCAUGGUGGGGUCAUUUUAAAGGCAAGCAUCCUAGAAGAGAAGCUCAAAGAUGCCUUAGUACACCGAAUGCCACCUUUUAUUUCCUCACAGAAGCACAGGCCCACAGACAACCCAGAAAUGAAUGGUGACUGUAAUUCAAACGAACAAAUCAGACUUGAAUUUGCAGAUUUGUCACCUUCCCCAUCCAGCUUUGAAAAAGUUCCUGAUCAUCACAGUUGCCACUUACAGCUUCCUAGUGAUGAAUGUGAAAACUUUGAAACUUUCCAGGAUGAUAGUGAAAAAAGCAAUAAUUGCUUUCAAUCAUCUGAACUAGAGGCUCUGGAAAAUGGGCAAACGAGUACUUUUAUAUCUUCAGAUGGAGUUAGUAAGACAUCAGAAGUCAAAGAACUUGGUCCCUUAGAAAUUCAUUUAGUACCAUAUGUCCCCAAAUUUCCAACUCCCAAGCCCAGAAAGACACGAACUGCUCGUCUGUUACGCCAGAAGUAUGUAGAUACUCCUAGUGAAAGCACUGAAGAACCAGGGAAUUCAGACAGUAGCUCUUCCUGUCUUACUGAAAAUAGUUUGAAAAUCAGCAAAAUCAGUGUUCUUCAUCAGAAUGUUUUGUGUAAGCAGGAACAGGUAAAUAAAGUGAAGCUAGGAAAUAUAAGUGAAUUGAAUGUGGAAUCUCACAGUGACACACAGGACUUCGUGAAUUCACAAAAAGCCAGUUGUCAUGAAACAUCUUCAUUUGAAAAAAUAGCCCCUUCUUUUGAUACAGACUCUAAUUUGAGUUCUGAUAGCACAACUGUAGAUGGUUCCAGUACGUCACUUGCUGUGGAUGAAGGGACCAGUUUUAUAAGAUGUAGUACUCUAUCUAUGAGCCUGCCUAAGCAGCUCAAAUUAACUUGGAAUGAACAGUUGCAAUCUGGGAGAAACCUGGGAGUUUCUGCUCCUCAAAUGCAAAAGGAAUCUGUUAUAAAAGAGGAAAGUUCCCUACGAAUUGUCCCCAAAAAACCUCAGAGACACAGCUUGCCUGCUACAGGAGUGCUUAAAAAGGCUGCCUCUGAGGAGCUUGUGGAAAAAGGUUCUUAUUCCGUUGAAGAAAAAAGUUCAGAGAAGGGUCUAGAAAGAAAUCACCUUCAGCAUUUGUGUGCCCAAAACCGUGGUGUGUCAUCCUCCUUUCGAUAAGCCUAAGCGGGCUUCAGAAAAACCAGUGUGGAAAUUGCCUCAUCCUAUUUUACCCUU